Messenger RNA from Hypomesus transpacificus, 3867 nucleotides. RefSeq names its product inka box actin regulator 2 (gene inka2). Gene Ontology annotation, molecular function: protein serine/threonine kinase inhibitor activity; protein kinase binding. Lineage: Eukaryota; Metazoa; Chordata; Actinopteri; Osmeriformes; Osmeridae. The transcript has 2 exons. Bases 406 to 1632 code for a protein of 408 amino acids. The record is from RefSeq and is a predicted model, not a curated record. Gene Ontology annotation, cellular component: nucleus.
UGGACGAAAUUGAGUGUUCAGCGUAAGCGCUUUCACUGAAUGGGGAAAACCCCCACAUGCACACUGAGUAGCGAGGAAGAGUGACAAGUCACGUUACUGACUUCCUACCGUGCAGACCACAGAAAUCACAAUUUGGAAUUCUUUAAAAUCUUUGAAAACAUUUUGGGGGGAUGAAGCGGUAAAGAGAAGAGUUGAAAUCUUGCGUCGAGAUUUCGUGUCGUAAGAGACGCGCGCAUUCCAGAACAAGAUCCGCGAGUUUUUUCUCUCUCAAACCGUCAUAUCACAAUAAAAGGGAUGUGUUCCGUUUGACAAUUUAAUGGCAAGUGGGAUCAUUUAGGUUUUUUUGAACGACAAACACGUUUUAACAGUGAACAACUAGACUGACUGCUUUAAUUGAAAGAGGAGAUGGAGCGACCUCAUCUCUCCAAAUCAGAGCGCAAGAAUAUGGAUACUUGCUUGAGACGAUUGAAGCAGGAAUUGCUGUCUAUGAAGGAGGCAGGUGAUGGCCUCCAUGUGCAGAUGAACUCCAUGAUGGGGGCUCUUCAGGAACUCAAGCUCCUCCAGGUCCACACAGCGUUGGAGCAGCUAGACGUCUCAGGCCGUCCUGUCCCAGGGGCCCCGGCCCCCCCGCCCCCUCCCCCAGCGGCAGCACCCAUCUGUGGCCCCCUCCCCGGCCUCCUGGCCCCCAGGCCUCCUCUGGUCCGGACUACAAGCAGAGAGUCCCAGAGCCAGAGCCAGAGGCAGAGCCAGAGCUGGGCUGACCAACACAGGAGCAGUCUGGACACUUCUCCCUCCUCCUCCAGCCUGGAGAGUGAGACCCUGAGCCUCCCCAACCCCGACCUCCACCCCCAGCCCCGGCCUCUCCCCAGGAGGGUGUCAGGCUACACCGCCCCCCAGGUGGACUUCUGCGGCCCCCGGCUCAGCCACCCUCCCCCGGCCCCCGCCCAGGCCCCUCCCCAGCCCCUGGACCUCCCAGGUAUCCUGUACAGUCUCUCCAGAGAGGGCCCCUCCCUGGACAGCGACUUCUCCCAGGACAGCAUGGACGAUUCCAGCGACUGGACCUCCUCGCUCAUGAGCCGCUGUCGCAACCGGCAGCCCUUGGUCCUGGGCGACAACGUGUUUGCAGACCUGGUGGGGAACUGGCUGGACCUGCCCGAACUGGAGAGGGAGGAGGAGGACCGGGAGGAGGGAGGGGAGGCGGGUGGGCGGGGCUCCGACAGGCCCAACUCCCCUGCCCACCCUCUCCGUCUGAGCCGCUCGCAGGAGAUCUGCAGGAAAUUCUCCCUCACCACCAACAUCUUUAAGAAGUUCCUGCGGGGCGUGCGUCCAGACCGGGACAAGCUGCUGAAGGAGCGGCCGGGCUGGGCGGCAGCCCCGGAGACGGGGCCCCAGGGCGGCCUCUCCAAGAGGCCCAGGAAGGCCCCGGCCUCCAAGGCCCGAGGCAGCUUCUACCUGCCCUUCUGGGCGGCGGGGGCCCCUCAGGGGAAGGGUCGGCCGGGGGCGCCUGCCCUGGAGGAGCCGGGGAACCCCAGGCCCCUGUUCUCUGGGAUCCUCAUAGACAGGAGGCUGGCGGAGGGCAGAGUGGAGAGAACACAGCCCUUGUUUGACUAUAACACGGCAGUGUGGGUCUGACAGGCCUCCUCAUCCUCUCCAUCCUCCUCCUUCUCUCCUCCUCCUCCUCCCCCUUCUCCACGAACACUGCCAGCCUGGAGACAGGUGCUGCAGAUGUGAACAGAGCUCAGUGUGUGUGUGUGUGUGUGUGUGUGUGUCAGACUAUGAACUGCAAGAUGAACGGAGCAGACAGACUUUUCCCAGCACGGGGGAGGAAGGGGGGUGGGGAUUAUCAGGGCGACUAUUUGUUCGACAAUUCUGAAGACCUGUCUGUGAGAGAGAGAGAGAGAGAGAGAGAGAGAGAGAGAGAGAGAGAGGGAGAGAGAGGGAGAGAGAGAGAGAGGGAGAGAGAGGGAGAGAGAGAGAGGGAGGGAGAGACAGAGAUAUUGCUUUCUCUCGACAUCACGUGCUCUGGACUACACAACAGACGGUACUUCCAUACGGACUAACGCACAACCACAGAUUCUCCUCCGACUGAGGUGCCAUAAAUUUGCUCAUUUGAAGACGUUAUGGGAUUAUUGUAGACAUUUGUUUCUAUGUUUCUGGAGUGUAUUCUGCACUGUCGUACAGACCACAGUGAGGGUUCUUACUCUAGUGAUAAACAGAGCUGGUCAACUGCAUGGACACAAACCCUUUCUACUACUACCUUCACAAAAACAGUUGUCACUGAACUGACACAAAUAAUACAGUCACUAUAUGCCGUUUAAUCAGCCACAUUAUUUCACAUAUACAAGGAUUUACUGUUGAUGUCCGGGGUUUAGCUUGCGGGCUAAUGCAUCUUAGGACGUGCGUGCGAUCCUGAGGUCAGUACAGGCUGGUAAUGUCAUGUCAUCACCUUGCUCAGGAAAUGCCCAGUUCUUGAUCACCAUCACAGAUAAAAACUGCAAGGAGACUAAAUAAAAAAAGAUAAACACACUGUAUUUUAUGUAUUUUAUGUCAUCUAAUGCGGUUUAAUUAAUCUUUACUCUUAUCUUUUCGAGGGCGAUGUGUGUUUUUUUGUGGGUGGGUGAGGACAGUGAAGGGGCAGCGGUACCGCGAAGAAUUUUGGGCCCCGUGAAGGCCAUUUCAACCCUGGGUAGUUAGUCCUACUCCCCCCCCCCCACACACACACACUUUACUGCCCCUGCAAAGGGGUAAACCCACCCCAUGGAGACUGUGUGGUGGUGUUUAAGACAAAGCACCGCUAACCUGCGUAAUCAGGUCACGCCGACGGGUAUAUGAUGGCCCUCAGGAUCCACAGGUUCAGAACUGAGAAGAAAACUGAGGUUUACACUUGAGAUACGAUGAUGUCAGCCAAGUUGAGCAGCAAUAACAGAAGCAAAAACCAACAUCUUCAAUGAAUCAGGAGCUAACAGAUGUCUUUUAAUUUUUUAUGAAUGGAUUUAAUGAAACCAUAAUAAAUACAUUUAGAAAAAGAAUAAAACUUGCUUUCUAGCCAUAACAGUUAAAUUGAGUAUCUUUCAUUGUAAUCUGUUGUCAGACUAAUCGGGGGCCGAUGGGAUUAUGGAAAUGUUCUUCCUGGUGUUUGAGGGACGGUUACUUCAUUAAAACGAGCCAGAGAAGGUCAAAGGUCAACUCAGUGGAUCUGAGUCUGAGUCUCUGGUCUGAAAAACAAGAGUUUGACAAAAAGGAACAUGUGAAAAAUGACAGGCUGGUCCUGAACCUGUCUAAUGAUUCUAACAGGCUCCUGCAACAUGCUACUCCCUGAGGGAGAAUCAAGUAUAUAACCUGGUCUGACAAAUACAGCAUCACUUCACUAUUUCUGUACUUCUGAGGUAAAAUAAAUAAAUAAUAAAUACAAAUAAAAAAAACAUGUUGUACAGAUGUUACAAAACGUACCAAAUAAAAAAAUUAAAUAAAAACCUUGUUACGCAAGGACAAUCUUCUGCUCUCUCUAACCAGAGAUACGUAUCAGGAAGUUGAGUUAACGUGAGACAACAAGUCGGUUGAUCCAUGCAGGAAGCAGGAGAGCUGGCUGGCUUCACCCUCCAGCCUGCCUGGCCAUCUGGUGCUGCAUAUUCAGGUCACAUCAGGUCCAGGGAGGGGAGACGGCCUGUCACACACACCCUGACAGGACUUUGGAGAUUUGAGUUUAUUUUUUACUUUGUUUUGUUUGUGUUUCUGUCAAUCUUAAGUGGAAUUCUUGCAGGUUUUGUUGUUUUGUUGGUUCUGCGAACCACUGUGGUUUUGAGUUUGUCUACGUGCACCGUAAAUCUGUGACAGAUUCUGUACGUUAAUAAUAAUAAAAAAAUAUCA